Molecule: messenger RNA, 1920 nt
Organism: Coffea arabica (coffee)
Lineage: Eukaryota; Viridiplantae; Streptophyta; Magnoliopsida; Gentianales; Rubiaceae
Cellular component (GO): chloroplast
Source: RefSeq, a predicted model, not a curated record
GCAAUCAUAUCCACAACUAACGAGAUAGAUUCCAGAUAUACAUUUGAUUUUGAUGGUCUACUUAUAAUAUCCACUUGAAAAAUAACUCCUAGUGCUGAUAUUUUGCUGCAGCAAUGGCAGCCAAGGUGGCAAUUUCUUCUGCUCUAGUCACAAAAUUUGCACCAACCCACAAUCUCCUCUCUCCAUCUUCUCAACCUAAUGCUUUCAGCUCAUCAAAGAGAAGGCAAAAUUCUGUCCAAAUAUCUGCAAAAUUGGGAGGAGAGGAGGGAGAAGUCAAGCAGGGAGGGAAGAAGAAAUUCAUCACUAAAGAAGAAGAACCAACGGAGUAUUGGCAGACAGCAGGAGAAAGGGAAGGGGAGAAUCCCAUGAAGACGCCUCUACCUUACAUUAUCAUAUUUGGUAUGUCGACACCCUUUGUAAUCUUGGCCAUUGCUUUUGCUAAUGGUUGGAUAAAGGUCCCAGCUCGAUGAUUCGUUACUGGCUAAGUAAUGCAGGAGCAGGCAUGGGUGCCAAAAUUGCUAUGACUUUGUUGUUCUGGCUUUUUCUUAAUAAUUUGAGUUUGUAAGUAUAAGCAUAUCCAUGUUCUGUACACAUUUUCCGCUGAUGACAACUAUUUUGUGAUAAUAAAAUGUGUAACACGCUUAGAGCCUUGACAAGGUAUCUCCGUUCUCCAUUGAGCUGUUUUGCCCUUGGCGGUAUGAGUUCUCUCCAUCAUGUAUGGUAUAGCAGUUUCAUUUAAUGCCAGGUAUAUCAGUUCCUCGCAUCUCUUGUUCAAGCUCUCAAAUAUAUUCGUAUAGAUGUUACACUUGCUUAUUUUUCCUAGGCAGUUCCCUGUAUGUUUUAAUUUGCAACCUUGUUGAAUCAAUCCACAUGAAUUAGAACAUAAAUGGCAGAUGUAGAUGACAGAUGAGAAAAGAAGAACCUCACUUGCGUACUUUAGUCUGUUCAAUUAAGAAACUUAUGCAUUCACGCUGAUAUCUUAAAAAGAUUGAGAAACAGCAUAUAAUGUUCCAUGCAUGGAUCAUUACUUCAUUCCGUAGUUGGCAUUUUGAAGUUGAAAAAGAUCAAUGCAAAUUUCGAGAUAAGAAUCAUCAGCUAUGCUAGUACAAAUGUCUUGUCCAGUAGGGACUAGAACUGCAUCAUAAUAUGAAGGACAAAUUACGAAUUUAAACAAGUCUUGACAGCAAUGCAGAUUUAAAUGUGUUGAACAAUAAGUUUCCAGCAAGACAUCAAGUAAAGCCCUUUAGAGUAAGUUCAAUGGUGCAUAAAAGUAGAUGUCUUAACUCUGAACUUGAAUUUUUAGCAGAAAGAGAUUCAACUUUAGUGUAGAUGCAGAGUGAUGCUUACUGUUUGAUAAGGAGAGGAUGCACAGAACCAGAGGGUGCAAGAAAACAUUUUGCUAUUUUGGCUGAUCAAGAUUUGCUGCUAAAGACAACCCUUGCUGCAUUGCCAGUUUAUACCUCGUCCCAUACAACUUUAGUCAUAUACCCCGUCCAAUAAGCUGAUCAAGAUGGAGUCUCACUGGGAAGGCUAAUUUGAAAGAGAAUAAUCCCAAGUCUAUUUACGAAGCAAGUGUAAAUCCAAUAGGUACUCAUCUGCAGUAGCAUCCUAAAGAGAGAGACAUCUGAGGGAUGGGUUGGAUAAAGAAAUGGAAAUUUGAUGAAUAUCUUGGAAAACAUUAUUAAUGGUUUACAUCAAUGUCAAUUUCUCCGUCAAAAGGACUCAGGAGCUUAAUCAGUAGGGUUCCCUUUCCUUCGAGUAAUGCAUUAAUGAGGUGUUUGCAGUGGAUGGAAUUUUUUUUGUUCAAUUAUUGUCAUUAUCAUGACACAUUCUUGUGAUGUCAGAAUUUGGCCAUCUGCAUCAAAGAUAAUCUCAGAAUUAACAAAUUCUUGCCGUAUACAACUUAUUUUUCUUGUGAUG